Ceratotherium simum simum (southern white rhinoceros) is the source of this 4186-nucleotide messenger RNA. It is a transcript of the gene TRPC1, whose product is annotated as transient receptor potential cation channel subfamily C member 1. Gene Ontology annotation, cellular component: cation channel complex; plasma membrane. Gene Ontology annotation, biological process: regulation of cytosolic calcium ion concentration; calcium ion transmembrane transport. Gene Ontology annotation, molecular function: protein binding; inositol 1,4,5 trisphosphate binding; store-operated calcium channel activity. The record is from RefSeq and is a predicted model, not a curated record. NCBI's taxonomy places the organism in Eukaryota, Metazoa, Chordata, Mammalia, Perissodactyla, Rhinocerotidae.
UGGCCCCGGGGCCGCGCAUGCGCCGCCACCAGCCUGGGGCUGUCAGUGGAGGGCGAGUGCUGGCUCCGAGGGGAGGCGACGCCCUUUGGGGCCAACGGGCCGCGCGCCGAGUCAGUCAUGGGAACGACUCAUCCCUUUUCCAACCCUGGGGCGGGGCUGGGGUCGGGGUCGGGGCUGGUGGGGGCCCCGCCCCCGUCUCCUGGCCUGCCCCCCUCAUGGGCCGCGAUGAUGGCGGCCCUGUACCCGAGCACGGACCUCUCCGGCGCCUCCUCCUCCUCCCUGCCUUCCUCCCCAUCCUCCUCUUCGUCGCCGAACGAGGUGAUGGCGCUGAAGGAUAUGCGGGAGGUGAAGGAGGAGAACACCCUGAAUGAGAAGCUUUUCUUGCUGGCGUGCGACAAGGGUGACUAUUAUAUGGUUAAAAAGAUUUUGGAGGAAAACAGUUCAGGUGACUUGAACAUAAAUUGCGUAGAUGUGCUUGGGAGAAAUGCUGUUACCAUAACUAUUGAAAACGAAAACUUGGAUAUACUGCAGCUUCUUUUGGACUACGGUUGUCAGAAACUAAUGGAGCGAAUUCAGAAUCCUGAGUAUUCAACAACAAUGGAUGUUGCACCUGUCAUUUUAGCUGCUCAUCGUAACAACUAUGAAAUUCUUACAAUGCUGUUAAAACAGGACGUAUCUCUACCCAAGCCCCAUGCAGUUGGCUGUGAAUGUACAUUGUGUUCUGCCAAAAACAAAAAGGACAGCCUCCGACAUUCCAGGUUUCGUCUUGAUAUAUAUCGAUGUUUGGCCAGUCCAGCUCUAAUAAUGUUAACAGAAGAGGAUCCAAUUCUGAGAGCGUUUGAACUUAGUGCUGAUUUAAAAGAACUAAGCCUUGUGGAGGUGGAAUUCAGGAAUGAUUAUGAGGAACUAGCCCGGCAAUGUAAAAUGUUUGCUAAAGAUUUGCUUGCACAAGCCCGGAAUUCACGCGAAUUGGAAGUUAUCCUAAACCAUACGUCUAAUGAUGAGCCUCUUGACAAGCGGGGAUUACUAGAAGAAAGAAUGAAUUUAAGUCGUCUAAAACUUGCUAUCAAAUAUAACCAAAAGGAGUUUGUCUCCCAGUCUAACUGCCAGCAGUUCCUGAACACUGUUUGGUUUGGGCAGAUGUCAGGUUACCGGCGUAAGCCCACCUGUAAGAAGAUAAUGACUGUUUUGACAGUUGGCAUCUUUUGGCCAGUUUUGUCACUUUGUUAUUUGAUAGCUCCCAAAUCUCAGUUUGGCAGAAUCAUUCACACACCUUUUAUGAAAUUUAUUAUUCAUGGAGCAUCAUAUUUCACAUUCCUGCUGUUGCUAAACCUAUACUCUCUUGUCUACAAUGAGGAUAAGAAAAACACAAUGGGACCAGCCCUUGAAAGAAUAGACUAUCUUCUUAUACUUUGGAUUAUUGGGAUGAUUUGGUCAGACAUUAAAAGGCUCUGGUAUGAAGGGUUGGAAGACUUUUUAGAAGAAUCUCGUAAUCAACUCAGUUUUGUCAUGAAUUCACUUUAUUUGGCAACCUUUGCCCUCAAAGUGGUUGCGCACAACAAGUUUCAUGAUUUUGCUGAUCGGAAGGACUGGGAUGCAUUCCAUCCUACACUGGUGGCAGAAGGGCUUUUUGCAUUUGCGAAUGUUCUGAGUUAUCUUCGUCUCUUUUUUAUGUAUACAACAAGCUCUAUCUUGGGUCCAUUACAGAUAUCAAUGGGACAGAUGUUACAAGAUUUUGGAAAAUUUCUUGGGAUGUUCCUUCUUGUUUUGUUUUCUUUCACAAUUGGACUGACACAACUGUAUGAUAAAGGCUAUACUCCAAAAGAACAAAAGGACUGUGUAGGCAUCUUCUGUGAACAGCAAAGCAAUGAUACCUUCCAUUCGUUCAUUGGCACCUGCUUUGCUUUGUUCUGGUACAUUUUUUCCUUAGCACAUGUUGCAAUCUUUGUCACAAGAUUUAGCUACGGAGAAGAACUGCAGUCCUUUGUCGGAGCUGUCAUUGUUGGGACGUACAAUGUCGUGGUCGUGAUUGUGCUCACCAAGCUGCUGGUGGCAAUGCUUCAUAAAAGCUUUCAGUUGAUUGCAAAUCAUGAAGACAAAGAAUGGAAGUUUGCUCGAGCAAAGUUGUGGCUUAGCUACUUUGAUGACAAAUGUACAUUACCCCCACCUUUCAACAUCAUUCCUUCACCAAAGACUAUCUGCUAUCUGAUUAGUAGCCUCAGUAAAUGGAUUUGCUCACAUACAUCAAAAGGCAAGGUUAAACGGCAGAACAGUUUAAAGGAAUGGAGAAAUUUGAAACAAAAGAGAGAUGAAAACUACCAAAAAGUGAUGUGCUGCUUGGUGCACCGUUACCUGACUUCCAUGAGGCAGAAGAUGCAAAGUACGGAUCAGGCAACUGUGGAAAAUCUGAAUGAAUUGCGCCAAGAUCUGUCCAAAUUCCGAAAUGAAAUAAGGGAUUUACUUGGCUUUCGGACUUCUAAAUAUGCUAUGUUUUAUCCAAGAAAUUAACCAUUUUCUAAAUUAUGUAGAAAGUAGUUUUCAAUAAUAAAUCUGAAAGACUGCAUUUGCAUAACUUACUAUUAAAUUAAUAAGGUAUAUAUUGAAAUAAAGAAUUGUGUAAAAGCCAUUCUUUAAAAUAUUUGUAGCAUAAAUAUAUGUUAUGUAAAAUAUGUAAUAUGGGAUUAGUUUUUUAAAACCCUCUAUUAGUGGCUUUUUGUGGGAGCAAAACAGAUGAAAUAGAUUUUGUUAGCGUGCUGCUUGGUUUUCUUAUUUGAACAGUGCUUUAACAUUUUUUCUUUUUAUGUUUAAGAAGGGCAGUUAUAAUUGUACACAUUGCCAGAAGGUUUUGUAAAAUGAAGAUCGGCAAAUGUGGGCUGAUCUCCAUCCAUAGGAUACAUUUGAAAUAUGAAAGUCAUGAUUUUUAAAAUCUCUGUUUUAAGAGUUCACAUAUAGUUCAGUAUUUAUUGUUUAGAAGUAUAGUUUUAUCUAAAAUAAUAGUCUAUUUGUUCUUUUUUUAUUUUGUUAUAAUAUUAAGUAACAAAAAAAAACCCUAAUGAAUAUUUGAAUCUACUUAUGUCUAUAAAUUUAAAUUCACUUCAGUUUUUGUUUUGUAAUAUAUUUACUUUUACAUGGUUGUAAUCACUUUAUAUUUUUAAUUUUGCUUUUUUCACUUAAUAGUAUUUUAUAUAUACGUUUUCAUGUAUUGAUAUAGUCAUGUAUUUAAAUUUUUAUAAAAUUAUACAGUUUCUGAAAAAUAUAGUUGGUCGACUUUUCAUUUUGUGGCCAUAGAGCGCUUGAUUAUAUUUAUUGGUUUGCACAGGUACUUCUCUAAGGUUAGGCGUUCAGUCGCUUUUAAUUUUUUCUUGUCAUAAUAGUGCUAUAAUUUUUUUUCACGUUGGAGUGAAUGGUCACAGUUACAAAGCUAACCCAGAAUAAGGAUUUAGAGGAUACUUCUUUAUCCUGUAUGGUCAUAGCCUGUUUUAUUUUUGUAAACAUUGGAAGACUCUUUAAUGCAAGGAUUUGUUUUAUAUUUAGACUAAGGUUCUUGAGCUUAUCUCCCAAAGUAUUUUCCACAGAAUUUAACUUAGCUUCUGUAAAAGUGUCUUCAUGCUGAUUUCUGGAUCAUUCUUGCUGCUUAAGAUGAAAAGCAUUGUUGUUUUUAAUUGGAGAAUAAAAUAUGUAUUUAAAUUUUUUUUCCUGUGUUCAUGUAAGAAAUGUAGUUAAAAAUUUUUCACAGGCCAUUGCUUAUAUAUUCUGUAGUACUUCCAGUUAAGAGGUUUUAGGUAUAUAAUUAUCUUCUUAACUGAAUGUCAGGUGGUCUUACGGCCACAGGGUGCAGGUAGCCCUUGGUCUGUGAGCACCACCGAUCCAGGGCUCAUAUGUUAGUAUUGGGUUUCAUGUUGCUUUUUACUUUUUAUUUUUUAAUUUCCAAAUUGUAAGUGUUCCCUCUUUGGGGCAAAUUCUUAUAAAAAUGUUUAUUGUAAAAUUAUAUAUUUUGUCUACAAUGGGAUUAUGCACUUCCCAAUUGGGAUUUUACAUCAGGAUUUUUAGUCAUUCUAAAAAAUACCUAAUUAUUAAAUCAAAAUAUUUAUAGAGUGCCUACUGUAUGCAUGAGUCACUUAUGAAGUAUAUUUUGAAUGACAGCAUAUUGUAAGAAAAAAGGUGAAUAAAACUUGACAUUAGAUUA